CAGAACCGGUUAGAACCGAACCGGCCGGUUUUCAAAAUUUUUUUGCCUAAACCGGACCAAAACGGACCGGUUAAAUAAUACCGGUUUCGAUUCCGAUUUGAGGUAAGAACCGGACCGAACCGGACCGCGCCCACCCCUAGUACAAUCUGCCAAUGAGAAAAAAUUAAAAAGGAAAAAACUUCGGUGAACUACAAAACUUUACUAUGGGCUACAUAAAUAAGCCCAAAAAUAGGGCUUGGGCUUCAUCAUUCAAUUUCCUUUGGGUCAAGAAGACGAAAACGGACCUACAAUUUCAAGUUCAAUACAAAUGGUAAUGUUGCAAUUCCAAGCAGCUCGCAAGGGCAAAUCCGUCACUGAGAAUUAAGCAACUACCACCACUGCGCUCUACAGCUUUGCCCAACCGUACCGUUAGAGCCUAACCGCAAGAACAUACCAACCAAUCAUGCACGACCACGUGUCUAUUUCUCAUUGGAACAGCAUGCCCAGCCUGCCGAUAUAAACCCGUCCCGUCACACUCGACUCACACAUUUCACAAAGCUUUUCCAUCAAAACUUUCCCGCCCUUUACACAGAGAGAGAGAGAGAGAGAGAGAGAUUUCAAUGGAGGCGAGUGUAGCUGUUGUUGCAGAGGAGCUCAAGGCCAUGGAGAUAGCGAAGCCUGUUGUUGUUGGUGAUGAUGGUGGCGAGGCCAAGAACGCUGCUACUGCUGAUAUCGCUGCUACUGCUGCUGAGUCUCAGAAGAAGACGAAGAAGAUGAACAAGAACCGAAUUCAUGUUUCCAACUCCAAGCGACCUUUCCUCUUCUACUGCAAUCUUGCCAAGAGGUACAUCAAGCAGUACAAUUCUGUUGAGCUCUUUGCCUUGGGCAUGGCUAUUCCUACUGUGAUCACAAUUGCUGAGACUCUCAAAAGGAAUGGACUGGCUGUUGAAAAGAAGAUAAGCACCUGUACUGUUGUCUCAAAGCUGGUGGAUGUUGAAAAUGGACGGAUUGUUCUCAAGGCUCAGAUUGCGAUUUUGCUGGAAAAAGCUGAGAAUAUAGAGGAGACCGCUGUUGCUGCAGCAUGAAGGCAUUGACUCAGAAAUUGAUUCCAUCUUUGGAUUUCAGAAAUUUCUUUUUUCAGUAAAGUUGGAGUUUGAGACAUAUGAUGAUGUAUAUGAGAUAGAUGAGAGAAACAAGAUUAGUCCUUUGCUUCACAAUGCAUGUUUUCUUACAUGCUCCUUGCUUUAUAGUCCCGUGUUCUGAGAUCAAAUCUACUGUUGACAAUAAAUAAUAUGGUGUUUACAGAGUUUUUUUUUUUCA
This is a messenger RNA of Prunus persica (peach), 1299 nucleotides long. RefSeq lists its product as uncharacterized. The coding region runs from base 600 to 1064 and encodes 154 amino acids. Gene Ontology annotation, cellular component: nucleus. NCBI's taxonomy places the organism in Eukaryota, Viridiplantae, Streptophyta, Magnoliopsida, Rosales, Rosaceae. The record is from RefSeq and is a predicted model, not a curated record. Gene Ontology annotation, molecular function: RNA binding. The transcript has 5 exons.